AUGCAUCUCACAUGUCACGGAUGGAUGCAUAUUGCCACAUGUCAUAGUUUCAUCCAUUCAUUUGACCAGUUGGAGCCGAAUCACCCCCUCCUUACUUUGCUGAACAUGUGCAGAGUUUAUUGGAAGGGUUCCUGGGACUGCAGAAUCUUUCAUGUUUUCAGGGAGGUUAACUUUGCUGCUGACUCUGGCAAAGAUGGGGCAUGCAAUGGAAAUGGGUAUCACUGCUUUGUUUUGCCUCCUGGUGGUAUUACCAGUGUUCUCCAAGAAGACAGGGAUGACCUUUUAAGGUCUAGACUGAUUUAUGUUUAG
Prunus armeniaca (apricot) is the source of this 309-nucleotide messenger RNA. The record is from the annotation of a GenBank genome assembly. Lineage: Eukaryota; Viridiplantae; Streptophyta; Magnoliopsida; Rosales; Rosaceae.